CGAGAUCAUACUGAAUUUAGAUUUGAACGAAUAUGUUUAAACACAUUUUUCUAUUGGUCGCGGUUUACGCUGUUUUGGGCUUCGCGGAGCCUUUACAAGUAUACGAUCGGCAAGGACGUGAGUUUUACCUAAUUCCAGCUACAGACUUGCAUUCAGUUCGUCAACGGAGAGAGGUCCGAAUACCGACCGAUCAUAACAUUAGAGGCAAAGCCUAUGGUUAUCAAGACUCUAAGUACGGCGAGGUGUAUGGUGCAAGGGGCAUUUACACGCACAGACCUUCAGAGAGUCAAGUAAAAGUUGCUGGAGAAACACGUCAAUUCGGAGGAAGUAAAGUUGCCGCUCAGGGAAAUUACAACUUCUUCAGAACGGAUGAUGGAAGGGGAACAAUCGGUGUUGGUGGUAAAUAUACAAGAAAAUCCGAUGGUUUUGGACACAAUCGUAACGACUACGCUGCAAUCUUGGAAGGCGAAUACAGAUUUGGAUAGACAUUAAUUAUGAAAUUAUUCAAUAAAUUAG
This is a messenger RNA of Nicrophorus vespilloides, 516 nucleotides long. RefSeq lists its product as uncharacterized. The transcript is spliced from 3 exons. The record is from RefSeq and is a predicted model, not a curated record. Lineage: Eukaryota; Metazoa; Arthropoda; Insecta; Coleoptera; Silphidae. The coding region runs from base 33 to 485 and encodes 150 amino acids.